Messenger RNA from Cuscuta campestris, 1438 nucleotides. Lineage: Eukaryota; Viridiplantae; Streptophyta; Magnoliopsida; Solanales; Convolvulaceae. The record is from the annotation of a GenBank genome assembly.
CUCACGCUUCUUCUUCUUCCUUCAGCCUUGGCGAGCAGCAGUUCCUUCGAGCCAUUUUCGUCCAUCUACUGUACCCAUCCAUAGUCCAUACGAUUGAGGUUAUUUAGCAUUGUUUGAGAAAUGGAUAAAAGUUGGAUUAGAAUGAAUAGAACAUCCGCACAAUAUAUAGCGGGAAUUCAAGCAUUUCUAGAUUUUGCUUUUGCCAAUGCUGGGAAUAGUAAAGUGAUUGUUUGUCCCUGCAAACGUUGUGUGCUUGGGCACAAUCGCUGGUUUAAUAGAGAUGAGGUGACACAUCACCUCAUGUUCUAUGGAUUUUUGCCUAACUACACUGAUUGGGUGCAUCAUGGGGAAGAGGAAAUAUUCGGCAUGGAGUUCAGAUCUUUAAGCAUGCCCAACAAGAAGACCGGUGCGUCUUCUUCUGCUGGUCCGCGUCCCUCUCCCCCCAAAACUAAGUCGGUCCAACAGGAAACUUUUGAGAUCAUCGAUGAGGAGGAAACUCCUCAGACCGGGGGAGCCACGGCGAAUCCUCCCCCUAACAAGGGGAAGGGGAAGAGCCGGACCAAGAAGGUGGCCACCACCCACCCGUCGGCGAAGAGGAAAAGGGGAGAGAACGCCCCGGCUGCCGAAUCGCUGGAAGAGCUCUGGGUCAAGAUGGGGCUCAGGCUGAAAGAGAUUGGUGAAGUGGGGCCGGACGCCCUGGAGGAGUUUUCUAAGGGUCCCCCCUCCCCGUCAUCUGAGCUGGACGAGAAGCUAAAGAAAGCUGAGGCCCACAAUCGGGAACUCCAGGAAUUGACGGCCCGACAGCUCGAUGAGAUGGCCAACCUCUCUAGAAUGGCCGGGGCGGCGAACGCGGAGAUCCUCCGGCUGAAUGAGGAAAACUCGCAGCUGAUGGGGGAGGUCUCCCAUCUGAAGGAGGAGGCUGAGCGGAAGGAGCAAGAGCUGCCCGGGAGAGCCCGGCAGUGGAUGGAGGAGAAUCUUGUGGAAGCUGUCCGGGUGCUCACCUCUACUCCAGAAAGGACCAUGGAGGGCUUCAAGCUGCUGUACCGAGAGGAGCAUGGAAAACAGAUGAUCACUGCAGUAGGCUCCUUUGGCUUCAUGUCAGGCCAGAAGAGGGACCGGGAGGCAACCCAUGAAAUUUUGGCUGACCGGGAUCCGGACUUCAACGCCAAAUCAUACGGCCUGGCCCCCAUCCCGGAUGAAGAGCCUUCUCCCCCUUUCCCCUUAAGCUAGAUCUCUCCGGCUGCGCCCGGUUAACAUUUGUAAUAUUUUAAAACUUAUCUAUUUUCUUGGGGAUGUCCAGAGCAUUUUGUAAACAUGCAACAUUUAUUUUAAUAUUAAUGUCAUGUUUAUUUUUUUGCUCGGUUACCUUCGCCCUUUGAAUAUUCUUGCUUGAUAUUCUGCUUUUGUUCCUUAGGAUGUCUUCGUAGGAACUUUAUCU